Molecule: messenger RNA, 2967 nt
Organism: Dermacentor albipictus
Lineage: Eukaryota; Metazoa; Arthropoda; Arachnida; Ixodida; Ixodidae
Product: zinc finger protein 391-like
Biological process (GO): regulation of transcription by RNA polymerase II
Cellular component (GO): transcription regulator complex; PcG protein complex; chromatin
Molecular function (GO): RNA polymerase II cis-regulatory region sequence-specific DNA binding; DNA-binding transcription factor activity, RNA polymerase II-specific
Source: RefSeq, a predicted model, not a curated record
AGGUAUUAGAAUGCCUUUUCUACCGUUAAAAUAUGAGUAUUUCAUCGUCAAGUAGUGGCGCCACUCUAUCGCCUCUUUUUUUUUUCACAUGAGCUCUAUGGCUGCUUUCUAGUUUCCAAAGCACCAAUCGUUUCGUUUGUUCUCUUUACUAAUCGGCACCGACUGCGCAUGCGCGGCGAUUCCACGUGCUUCUGUCACAAAACAGACGCUAGUGCUGCAGAGGCGCCGAAACAGCCAUGGCUGAAGAAAGCAAGAACGGAAACACGCCUCCUGCGUUUACCUUCGGUGAAGAAGCAACGCCGAGCACAAGCCAGGAAUUCUUCGAAGGCGCUUCGGGCACUCCCGAUGGUUGCAAUACGACUUCUGACGACUUCUUCGAAGACUUGUGGAACGCGUUCAAGAGACUCAGCUAUUCCGAGGACGUUACGGGCCAUACACAUGUCACUGAAAGCGGAAUCAGUAAUUCCCCGCCUAUGGCGUCCAGCAGCAGCAGCAGUCACCCACAGCCCAGUACAAGCCACGCUGGCACGGAGGAAAUAUCGGCCAUUCCGGAAAACAUCGCUAGCAUUGCUGACGAGGCCUGGAAGUACCAGUGGAACACACAGCCCACGCCGAUAACUGGGGGGACUUGCAACAUCGACGGUGUCACUGAGAACGGGAGCACAAGUUGCCAGCACCUGGGGUCCACCAGCAGCAUCGAUAACGCAAGGCCCAGCACAAGCCUCGCUGGCAUGGAGGAAGCAUCAGCCAGUUUUGAAGACUACGCCACUUGCAGGAAUGCUACUGGAACCGGAGAAAGAGAACUGCAAGAGUUGGGCGGUGUCUGUGGCAAUGUUCCCAGCGGAAGGAGUGCAUUACACGGGUAUCCCAUGGAACCCACGGGUGACACAGCCAAUAUCUACAAAGCAUCUGGUGAAUCAUCUCUGAAGCAGUCGAAGCUUGCAGAACAUUGCCGCAAACGUUCUCGCGAAAACCACAAAUGCGAAAGCUGUGGUAAACAGUUCUACCGGUCUGAUCAUCUUGUUCGACAUUACCGCACACACACCGACGAGAGACCAUACAAAUGCGAAAUAUGUGAUAAAAUGUUUCGGCGUUCUUAUGAUCUAGAUGUCCAUAAGCGCAUCCAUGCAGGCGAGAGACCCUACAAAUGCGAAAUAUGUGAUAAAUCAUUCUCGCACCGAUCGACUCUUCGUAAACACCAGCUCACUCACUCGGACGAGAAACCCUAUGUCUGCCUUAUAUGUACUAGAGCAUUCAAAGCAAAAGACAGUCUCAAGCGUCAUCUCAACUUGAAUUGUAGAUACGGAGCUUUGGUUUGCGAUAUGUGUAAUCUAUCCUUUCCGGACAACUCACAACUAAGUCAUCACCGCCAAGCCAUGCACGGGGAUAAAACAUCGCAUUAGUGUACGCAUUGUGGAUUCAGUUUUGCAGAGAAAGCAACCGUCGAUGAAUAUCUGUGUCACAGUAAUAGCUGGUACCUAUGUGGAAAUUCAUUUGAAGACUAAGCUCAACUGAUCACACACCUCGCUACGCAUAGGGCUGAGCAUCCGUGAUAUUCCGAGUGGUACGCAAGUUAGGUCAAUCGCCCGCGGUUUUCGCAUAAUAACGCGAGGAGGGACACCGUACAGAGAAACCACGCUGACGUUCCUUCACAGGCGUGAGCAACUAACUAAACCAUGUGCAGAGACCGGCUUCUUUUGACAUUUGAAACGGCUCAGCAAAACACUGCUUUUUAGAAAUUACGAGACAAGACGUCGUCGCCGCAAUUUUAUCGUUCUCCAACGUCGAAGUACACAGCAGGUCAUGGUCAGCGCUCACUGUUUGAAAAAAUGUGUUGUUCGCUAGCGUAGCUUAAGGAAUCUCAUGUUAAGACAAAGCUUGAUGGGCUACGAGUGCGUAUUUUUGUGCAAUUAGAAGCUUGAAGUGUCCGCGCAUGAUUCUUGACACCUCGUUUAGAUGGAGAAGUGCUUUGUGGAACCGUUAUGUACAGUGUGCUAGAAAACUAGUUUCAUUUACAAUCCUAUUGGUGUUUCUGUUGUUUGAAUAGAAGAAAACAUCUAUCAUUAGGAACCAUUUAAAAAGUAGGGCUGUUUUUUUUGUUAACUCAAAAGCAAUCUCUGCAAUUAUUUCAGGUUCUUCAGCCAUGUUGCCUUCAGCAGAAAAUACUUAUAGUGGCUUUUACGGAAUAUUUAUUUCCUUAGGAAAUAAAUAUUCUUAUAGGAAUAAAUAUAAAUUAUAGGAACAUUUAUUUCCUGUAAUUUUUUUCAAUGCAUUGAGUACUUUCGUUCUCUUUGACUCUUGUAUGCUUACUGAAAUAUUUGUUCACUAGCAUAAAUUACGCUGUUGACAGUAGCGAGACUUUUAAACUCAGAUGGUUUGGAGCUUCCCUAUAUGACAUGCUCUCGAUGUACAAAACUUUUAUAUAUUGUUUUAUUUUGGUAGAACAUUUGUCAGUCUUAAGCUGCAGUUUUUAUUCACUCGGAAGUUGCAUGUUUUGACUCGGCCUGCUCUUCAUUUAAAGCUGUAAAAUCUUAGUCUUAUUUGACAAACGCCUCCGUGCGAGCAGUGACAUGUCAAGUAAGAUGCAGGUAUGCAUAUUGACAAGCGUACAUGUAUAUCUCUUUACUUUCAACCCGUUUGAACAGCUAAGAAAUCUUAAGUUACUGCUCAGUGCACGACGGGCCUUCAUGUAUCAGAACAUUUUCGAACUUUCUCGUCGAAUAGUUUUGAUGUUCUUUUGUAAACAAAUUGUAAGCGCGACGACGAUAGAAAUGUUUAUUCCUAAAGGCGUGCGAGCGCCAGCGAUGACGCUGCAAUAUUCGACAAAUCACGUGGGAAUAGCCGACGCUGAUUAGGCACAAACCACGUUUUGGAUGGUCGGCCCAUGUGCCCGGCACUAUCUUUCUGCACGAGAAUAAUCUGUUUUAUUAGUUCUGUUACGGCAAAUAAAAAGUAUAUCUCGACUCA